GAGAUUGACAACGUCUGGAUCUCCAGUAAACUGAGCCGGGAGCUGCCGCGCUACUUUGAGCUGUGUUUUGGUGAGGUGCGAAUCCGCACGGAUCUCCAGAAGGGCCCUGGGUUCCAACUGUCCGUCCCGGAGGCUCCCAGAGAAGCCAAUGGAAAUGAAAGCAGAGCAGACCUGAGUCUUAAACCCUCCCUGCUGAGGCUCCUUAGCCAGCUCUUUUCCAUCCACAUGGACUCCAUCAACAUCAUGGUUCUGCACGUGGCCACCUCAGAGUCCCUCUGGCACAUCCAGGCCAGCAAGACGCGUCUCCUCCUGAAUGGUGACGGGAAGAGCCUGACCUGCGAGGUGAGCCUGACAAAGGUGAACAGCAAAGUACUCCGGAGCAGCCAGCUGGAUGACACCUGCCUGGCAGAGCUGGCCCUGGCGCUCUCCCUCUCGCUGGAGAUCAACAGCAAGCGGCAGCUGGUGGGCGUCAGGCUGCACGUUUGGACUCUGCAGGCAGAGCUGCACGAAGGGCUCUUCUGCAGCCCGCUGCUGCACCGCAUCACUGCCGGGGCCCAGCGCAGCAGUGCAGCGGAACAGCCCAGCCCAGGCCCGGGAGAGACCCCGAAGUCCCUGUCUCUGCUGAGCAGGGACACGCUGCAGCUCGUCCCCAGGAGGGUGGAGGUGAAGCUGGAGAACACCAGUGUGGUGCUGUCUAUGAACAGCCAGAAGAGGCACCUCACCUGGAGCCUGAAGCUGCUGCAGUUUCUAUAUCAGCGUGAAGAGGAGCAGAUCCCACUGCGCAACUUCACGCCCACCUCAGACCUGGACCAAAUGAGUGUAGACCUCCAGCUGGAGGACGGCCUUCUCCUGUCCCAGAGCCGCCAGCGCAUCGUGUGCCUCAACUCCCUGAAGACCAGCGUGCAGGUCACAGCCAUUGACCUCUCGGCUGCUGUGCUGCUCAAUACCUGCAUCAUCCACUACCGCCACCAAGAGUUUUCACACUGGCUGGGCCUGUUGGCACAGGAAUACAGGUGCCAGCCAGUGCCUGUCCCCAGCCAAGGACACAAGGGAAGGAGCUAUCCCCAAAUCGUAGCGCCCAUCAUCCUGUGUGCCUCGCUGUCCAACGUCAAUGUGUCAGUGCAGCUGGGGGACACGCCACCCUUCGCCUUGGGCUUCAACUCCAUCUCUGCAGACUACCAGCACCUGCGGCCACAGAGUGUGCACCAGCGAGUGGUGCUGGCCGUGGACCACCUCUGCUGGCGCGUGGGCAACGACUCGCACAUCCAGCGUGCCCCACAUCCCCCCAACAUGCAUGUGUGGGGAGAAGCCCUCAUCCUCGACUCCUUCAACCUGCAGCUGGACUGCACCAUCCGGGGACUGCAAGUGGAGUCGUCAGACACCUGCACCGAGUGCCUGGCUAGGGUCCUGCCCCUGUUCUGCCUGCAGCACAGCAGAGCUGAGCUUGCCAAGCAGCCGCCCUCUGCCUCAAGCGAGCCCUGGGGCCUGCUCUGGAAGGUGGAUCUGAAGGUGGAGGACGUGAACCUUUUCACACUCUCAGCCCUGGUGGGCGCCCUGGAGCUGCGGCUGGACACGCUGACCGUCCUGGGGAGCGCCGAGAGCUGCACGGUCAGCGUCCAGGGCAUGGUGCUGGCCUUGGUGAAGAGCAUCACGGAGAAGAUGCAGCCAUGCUGCAAAGCUCCUGCCAUCCCCAACCCAGUGCUCAACCUCUCCAUGCUCUCCGUCACCUACCACAGCAGCAUCCGCUCCUUGGAGGUGCAGUGCGGAGAGGGGCUGGCAGUGCUGUGGAGCCCGCCCGACCACAUGCACUUGUACCAUCACACCCUGGCCACGCUGCAGUGCCACGAAGCCUUGCAGAGCGCCCUUGGCCACAGGACACCUCAUUCCCUGCCCCCAGAAAGCCCAAUGUUCCACCCGGCCACCCCUACUGAGACGCUGGGGCCCCUCCAGCCAGAUGGGACCCCCCCCAAAAGACUCCUAUCCCUGUCACUGGAGCUGAGCUCUGCCAAGCUCACAGCCUUUGUCUCUGAAGCCAACUACAUCAGCCUGGCCGCUGAAAGGACCUCCGUGAGCUGGCACGGCGGUGCCCUGCAUGGCUACUGCCCUGAGCUGGCCGCCGGCUUUGAUGGACACAGCAUUUUCAGCUUCAAGGAGGUGGAGGUGAAGCUGCUGCCAGAGCUGGAGGAGGUCAUCUUGCACCGCUGCGCCUUCCCCACCCUGCGCACCCUCCGCAACCGUGGCUGGGCCUUCUCCUUUGCCAGCGUGACCAUCGAGUUCCCCUACCAGUACGACUUCUCCCGCACGCUGGAUGCCGCCGUGGGGGUGCAGAAGUGGCUGAAAGGUCUGCACCGGCGUGGGCACCCUGCCAGCACGGCGCUUCCCCCCGACCUCCUGCUCAAGGUGACGCACUUCUCCUGGGUCUUCCUGGAUGACGUCUUCGAGGUCAAGUUACGAGACAACUACGAGCUGAUGAAGGACGAAAGCAAGGAGAGCGCCAAGCGCUUGCAGCUGCUGGACGCCAAGGUGGCCGCGCUGCGCAAGCAACAUGGUGAGCUGCUACCUGCCCGCAAGAUCGAGGAGCUCUAUGCCUCACUGGAGAAGAAGAACAUCGAGAUCUACAUCCAGCGCUCGCGGCGCCUCUAUGCCAACACGCCUAUGCGGAGGGCCCUCCUCACCUGGACCCUGGCCCACCUGGAGCUGGUGGCCAUGGCCGAUGAGUCCUUCCAUGGCACGGAGCGUGUGUUGGAGCAGAUGAGGGACCUGGAUAGUGUCAGCCCGUUCCCCCCUGAGGGUCUGGAGAUGGUCACCCAGUGGUGCCGCAUGAUGAAGGGCAGAGUUGGCAGCUUCUUCGUGCGGAUCCGUGACUACCCUCGCUACCUCUUUGAGAUACGGAACUGGCAGCUCUCGGGCCGGCUGAUCGGAGCCGAGCAGUGCGGCCAGGCCUGCUCCCGGCGCCGCCAGGUCCUGAAGCUGGGGCUGCCCUGGGGGGACGCGACGGUGGAGAGGAACAUGCCGCCCUUGAAGUUCUACCAUGACUUCCAUUCUGAGAUCUCCCAGUACACCAUCGUGUGGGGGCCCUGCUGGGACCCGGCCUGGACCCUGAUCGGCCAGUGCGUGGAUCUCCUCACCAAGCCCUCAGAGGACCCCAGUGCCCCGUUGCCCUGGUGGGACAAGAGCCGUCUUCUCUUCCAUGGGGACUGGCACAUGGACAUCGAACAGGCCAACCUGCACCAGCUGGCCACUGAGGACCCCUACAACACCACGGAGAACAUGCACUGGGAGUGGAGCCACCUCUCUUUUCACUGGAAGCCUGGGCAGUUCAUCUUCAAGGGCAACCUGGACAUCAACGUCCGGACAGCCUCCAAAUAUGACGACUGCUGCUUCCUGCACCUGCCUGACCUGUGCAUGACGCUGGACCUGCAGUGGCUGUGCCAUGGGAACCCCCACGACCACCAUGGUGUGGUGCUGCGCUCCCCUGAGUUCCUGCCCGAGGUGCCGGUGGGGCAGCAGUACGACUCCUACCGUGCCUUCCGCUCCGAGAACCUCAACCUCUCCAUCCGGAUGGACCUGACGCGGCCCAGUGAGGAGCACUCCCAGCCCCGGAUCCUGCUCUACAGCAGCACCCUCCGCUGGAUGCAGAACUUUUGGGCCACGUGGACCAGCGUGACGCGCCCCAUCUGCCGCGGGAAGCUCUUCAACAACAUGAAACCCAGUAAGAAGAAGCUGGGGCAGCAUUACAAGCAGCUCUCUUACACUGCGCUCUUUCCCCGGCUGCAGGUGCAUUACUGGGCCUCCUUUGCCCAGCAGCGGGGGAUCCAGGUGGAGUGCUGCCAGGGGCACAUCUUCACUCGCGGCACCCAGCGGCUCAUCCCACAAGCCGGCACAGUGAUGCGACGCCUGAUUUCGGAGUGGAGCAUCACGCAGAUGGUGAGCGACCUGAGCCAGGUCACCGUGCAUCUCAUGGCCUCCACUUGCGACGAGAACGCCGACCACCGUCUCGACACCCUGGUGAAGAAAACCCACCUGCUGAGCCUGUCCUCCCUCACCUACCAGAGGCACAGCAACCGCAUGGCUGAGGAGGAGCUGCCCCUGCGGGAUGGAGACGAUGGUUUCCACACGCACCAGCUGCACCUCGUGGACCUGCGGGCGUCCUGGACCACCACCAACCGGGACAUCGCCUUCGGCCUCUACGACGGCUAUAAGAAAGCGGCUGUGCUCAAGCGCAACCUGUCCACCGAGGCCCUGAAAGGGCUCAAGAUUGACACGCAGCUGCAAGCCAAAAAGCUGAAGCGGGGCCCACUCUCUGCUCACUCCGCCCCUGCCAGAGUGACCGCUCCCAUCAUCAGCGGACGUCCCGAGAGAGCCUCCUCGGGGGGAGCCUACAUGCUGCAGAAGCUCAUUGAGGAGACAGACAAGUUUGUGGUCUUCACGGAGGAGGAAUCGGGGGCUAGCGAGCAGCUGUGCGGCAUCGCCGCCUGCCAAACCGACGACAUCUACAACCGCAACUGCCUCAUCGAGCUGGUCAACUGCCAGAUGGUGCUGCGCGGUGCAGAGACAGAGGGCUGCGUGAUUGUGUCCGCCGCGAAGGCCCAGCUGCUGCAGUGCCAGCACCACCCCGCCUGGUAUGGGGACACGCUGAAGCAGAAGACGUCCUGGACCUGCUUGCUGGAUGGCAUGCAGUACUUUGCCACGACGGAGAGCGGCCCCACCGAGCGGGAGCACGGGCAGCUCUGGCUGGAGGUGAAAAAUAUUGAGGAGCAUCGGCAACGGAGCCUGGACUCGGUGCAGGAGCUGAUGGAGAGUGGGCAGGCGGUGGGGGGCAUGGUCAGCACCACCACAGACUGGAACCAGCCCUCAGAAGCCCAGCAGACCCAGCAGGUGCAGAGGAUUAUCUCUCGCUGCAGCUGCCGCAUGUACUAUAUCAGCUACAGCCAUGACAUUGACCCUGAGCUGGCUACGCAGAUAAAGCCCCCCGAGACUCCUGCCAACCAGGAGAAGGAGGAUCUGCUGAAGAAGCAGGAGGGAGCUGUGGACACGUUCACACUGAUCCACCAUGACCUGGAGAUCUCCACCAACCCCGCGCAGUAUGCCAUGAUCCUUGACAUAGUCAACAACCUGCUGCUGCAUGUGGAGCCCAAACGCAAGGAGCACAGCGAGAAGAAACAACGGGUGCGCUUCCAGCUGGAAAUCUCCAGCAACCCCGAGGAGCAGCGCAGCAGUAUCCUACACCUGCAAGAGGCCGUGAGGCAGCACGUCGCCCAGAUCCGGCAGCUGGAGAAGCAGAUGUACUCCAACGUGAAGUCCCUGCAGGAUGACAGCAAAAACGAGAGCCUGCUUGACCUCAACCACAGGCUGCAACAGCAGCUGAGCCAGGAGAAAGCUGACCUGCAGCUGGAGAGCGAGGAGCUGAACAUACUGAUCAGGUGCUUCAAGGACUUCCAGCUACAGCGAGCCAACAAGAUGGAGCUGCGAAAGCAGCCAGAAGACGUGAGCGUGGCGCGGCGGACCGAGUUCUACUUCGCCCAGGCACGCUGGCGCCUGACCGAGGAGGACGGGCAGCUGGGCAUAGCCGAGCUGGAGCUCCAGCGCUUCCUCUACAGCAAGGUCAACAAGUCUGACGACACGGCCGAGCAUCUGCUGGAACUGGGCUGGGUCACGAUGAACAACCUCCUGCCCAAUGCUGUGUACAAGGUGGUGCUGCGUCCCCAGAGCUCCUGCCAGUCUGGCCGGCAGCUGGCACUGAGGAUCUUCAGCAAGGUCCGGCCACCCGUGGGAGGCAUCUCCAUCAAGGAGCACUUCGAGGUGAACGUGGUACCCCUCACCAUCCAGCUCACCCACCAGUUCUUCCACAGGAUGAUGGGUUUCUUCUUCCCCGGCCGCAACGUGGAGGAGGAGGAGGUGGGGGAUGAGGAAGACAAGUCCAAGCUGGUGACGACAGGGAUUCCUGUGGGGAAGCCGCGGCAGCUGAUCGUGGCCGAUGACUCGCUGGGCCCAGGGAAGGGAGUCGCUCAGGGACUGAAUCGGACGUCAGGGGUCAGAAGAUCAUUCCGAAAAGCACCUGAGCAUCCCGUGGAUGACAUCGACAAGAUGAAGGAGCGCGCAGCCAUGAACAACUCCUUCAUCUACAUCAAGAUCCCGCAGGUGCCGCUCUGCGUCAGCUACAAGGGCGAGAAGAACAGUGUGGACUGGGGCGACCUGAACCUGGUGCUGCCAUGCCUGGAGUACCACAACAACACGUGGACGUGGCUGGACUUCGCCAUGGCGGUGAAGAGGGACAGCCGCAAAGCCUUGGUGGCACAGGUUAUCAAAGAGAAGCUACGCCUG
Messenger RNA from Pelecanus crispus (Dalmatian pelican), 6324 nucleotides. The record is from RefSeq and is a predicted model, not a curated record. NCBI's taxonomy places the organism in Eukaryota, Metazoa, Chordata, Aves, Pelecaniformes, Pelecanidae.